This is a messenger RNA of Monomorium pharaonis (pharaoh ant), 665 nucleotides long. Its product is annotated as zinc finger SWIM domain-containing protein 7-like. Bases 223 to 633 code for a protein of 136 amino acids. Lineage: Eukaryota; Metazoa; Arthropoda; Insecta; Hymenoptera; Formicidae. The transcript is spliced from 2 exons. Gene Ontology annotation, cellular component: Shu complex. Gene Ontology annotation, biological process: double-strand break repair via homologous recombination. The record is from RefSeq and is a predicted model, not a curated record.
UUGGUUACAAUUCCCGAUGUAAACAAUUCUCGGCAUGUAAUCGUUUGAUCACGUUUGAUUGACGAAUCUUUUGACGACAUCCUGAUAUCUUUUGAUAGAAAACAAGUAGUUCAAAUAUUGUGCUCUAAAAAUAAAAGCACAAGAGAAUCGUGGGAUGAUAACGAAUAAACGUUUCUGUUUGGCGGAGAUUGAAGUACAGCAUCGCAAUCUUCGUUCGUUCCAAUGAGUUCGGAUCAACAGGUAGCGGAUACCGGCUCUCGAUUGCCCACUGUGUAUGACCAGAAGUAUAUAAAUUACGUGGAAAACGUGCUGAAGGAAGCAGCCGACGAUUUUGAGAGAGAGAAAAAAUUUUCUGAUCAAAAUCUAUUAAAACUAUAUAAGCUAUUUGAUGGAACGUUUGAAAGAGCAUUAGAUUUAUACGAGCAACGACGAGUGACACAAAUUUCCACUACUAAUGCAAUUAUAACAGAGCCAUGCAAGAGUGCUAAUGAGGCCAGCUGGUUGAUGCAAGUUAAGGGACAUUCUGGAGCAUUGUACACACUUUUUCCAGAAGUAAAUUAUUGUACAUGCGCCGCUUUUAGGUAUAUCCAUGUGAAUAAAUUAUCUGAAAACAGUGCAAGUAUUGUCUUCUAAAAUUUUACAUAUUGAAAUAAAGACCGUUUCCA